AUGACCGACUUUCCCAAGCUGAAUCGCAUCAAGGCAGAUGACGAGAGCAUGGAAAAAAUCCACGUGGCGGCGCGCAAGGGUCAGACCGACGAGGUACGCCGCCUUAUUGAGACGGGUGUGAGCCCCACCAUUCAGAACCGCUUCGGCUGUACUGCGCUGCAUCUCGCCUGCAAGUUCGGCUGUGUGGACACUGCCCAGUAUCUUGCUAGCGUUGGCGAGGUGCACUCCUCGUGGCACGGCCAGAAGCCGCUUCACUUGGCGGUGAUGGCGAAUAAGAUGGACCUUGUGGUGGCACUGGUAGACGGCGCGAAGGAGCGCGGGCAGACGCCAGAGUCGCUGCUCAACGAGUGCGACGAGCGUGAGGUCAACGAAAUCGGGAGUCACGUGAAGCACUGCAAGGGUCAGACUGCCCUUCACUGGUGUGUGGGACUGGGGCCCGAGUACCUGCCGAUGAUCAAGCUUCUUGUGCAACUUGGCGCCUCGCCGACUGCGAAGGACAAGGCCGACGAGACACCAUUAAUGCGCGCCAUGGAGUUCCGUUGCCGCGAGGCGCUGGAGGCGAUGAUGGAAAAUGUGCCUAACAAGAACUCGUUACGCCUGGACUACGCCGACAAGCAGGGCAACUCGCAUCUGCACUGGGCGAUCCUGACGAACUGCGAAGACAUUGCCAUCCGCUUUGUGGAGCUGGGUAUCGAUGUCAAUAUGGAGGAUAACGAGCACACGGUUCCACUCUACCUGUGCGUGCGGGCCGCCAUGGUGCCGCUCAUGAAGGAACUCGUCAAUCGAAGCGACGUUUUUCUGAUUCAGACGUGCCCCUUCCACAAUGGCACGACAGUGCAGCCGGAUCGCAUUGCAUGGCUGGAUUUCGUGCCGGCGGAUGCAGACGCCGCGAAGCAAGAAGUCAUUCAGCUGCUGCAGGAGAAGCUGGACGAGGUAACGCGCAGCCUCAACGCCGGCGCCGACGGCGCUGGCAAGAGGAAGAAGAAGGCCGCUCCAGCGGUGAAGCGCAUGAAACUCGCGCCGUCCGCCCCGGUGCGCUACCGUUCUCGCAGUCGCACGCGCAGCAGCAAUGUCGCCAAGUAA
Leishmania braziliensis MHOM/BR/75/M2904 is the source of this 1083-nucleotide messenger RNA. RefSeq lists its product as hypothetical. The transcript has a single exon. The coding region runs from base 1 to 1083 and encodes 360 amino acids. Gene Ontology annotation, molecular function: protein binding. Lineage: Eukaryota; Euglenozoa; Kinetoplastea; Trypanosomatida; Trypanosomatidae. The record is from RefSeq and is a predicted model, not a curated record.